Podarcis lilfordi (Lilford's wall lizard) is the source of this 10123-nucleotide messenger RNA. Lineage: Eukaryota; Metazoa; Chordata; Lepidosauria; Squamata; Lacertidae. The record is from the annotation of a GenBank genome assembly.
AUGGGUCAUAUUAUUGUUGAUGAGUUCCAAAAUACCAGCAGAAAGAGGAUCUACGCUGUUGGAGAUGUAUGUGGGAAAGCUUUUCUUACACCAGUUGCAAUAGCUGCUGGAAGGAAACUGGCACACACGAUUUUUGACAGGAAAGAAGAUUCUCAACUUGACUACACCAACAUUCAUAUCGUGGUCUUCAGUCACCCACCUACUGGAACGGUGGGACUAACAGAAGUGGAAGCUAGAACUACAUAUGGAAGCGAGAGUGUGAAAACCUAUACAACUUCUUUUAUCCCAAUGUAUCAUGCUGUAACUAAAAGGAAGACGAAGUGUGUAAUGAAACUGGUGUGUGCAACGAAACAGGAGAAGGUGGUAGGCCAUCAUAUGCAAGGGUUAGGAUGUGAUGAAAUGCUUCAAGGCUUUGCUGUGGCUGUCAAAAUGGGAGGAACAAAAGCAGAUUUUGACCAGACAGUGGCCAUCCACCCAACAUCUUCUGAAGAACUCAUUACACUUCGUUGGUUUUUUUUUAAUAAGGUGCCUAGAUGUAAUCUUCACAGAAUCAUGGCAGAUUCUGGUGAGAUCUUAUGAGAUCUCCCUGAGCUCUUGCAAGAUCUUACAGAGCUCAUGAGAUCUUGAGAGAUUUCAGGAAGAUCUCACAAGGUCUUGCUAGCCUAAUACUGCUAUUAAACCAAAUAGAUUUACAGUGGUGCCUCGCAAGACGAAAUUAAUCCGUUCCGCGAGAGUCUUCGUCUAGCGGUUUUUUCGUCUUGCGAAGCAAGCCCAUUGACGGAUUAGCGCUAUUAGCGCUAUUAGCGGUUUAGCGGCUAUUAAAGGCUUAAAGGCUUAGGUGAUUAGCUGCUAAAAGGCUAUUAAAGGCUAUUAAAGGCUUAGCAGAUUAGAUAAAGGGGGGGGAAAGCGAAAAAAAACCCUCAAGACUCGCAAGGUAUUUUCGUCUUGCGAAGCAAGCCCAUAGGGGAAUUCGUCCUGCGAAGCAACUUCAAAACGGAAAACCCUUUCGUCUAGCGGUUUUUCCGUCUUGCGAGGCAUUCGUCUUGCGGGGCACCACUGUAGUAGGAUUAUGCACAGGGUUUCCAUGUUGGGUUGCAGCUAGCACUGUCGGCAGGGUAAGGUCCUGGCACUUACAUGACCUCCCAUUACUGACAUUGCUGGCGCUGGCAGGGUUGAGUAAGGUUGGCACAGUGCAAACACACCGGUGCAGCCAAACUGGUGCUCAUGCCAGUGUGUUCACACAACUUCAACCUCACCUCCUUCCUCCUCUACCUUCUUGUAAGCCACAGUGAUGUCAGCGUUGGGAUAUAUGCUAAGUGCCUCUCCAUACCAAAUGCUACUGGUUGUGGGUGGCCCAUGAUUUUAAAAGAUUCCACCUUCUGCCCAAGUAGUGUUUUCAAGUCCCAUUGCAGAAGUGGAAGUUGCUCUGCUCAUGAACUUAUUCCGCCAAAUACUGCCUAUAAUCCUGAUCUCAAAGGUUGUCUCCAUGGAUCCUAUUGUCCACCUUCUCCACUGCAUAUUAUUUCAUAGUCCAUAUUUUAUAUAUUUCCAUAUUAUCCAUAAUAUUCGCUACAUUACAAGCGUUAUUAAAAUCCUGCUAAGGUUUUCAUCUGCUUACAGUGGUCUCCUAGAUAAAUUAAUUUUUUUCCCCAUUCUUGGUUGAAGUUUUGGCCUUCUUGGUUCCUGAGCCUUCCAGUCAGUUUUGUCAUGUCGGCGUAGUCUAACAGCUUGGUUUGCCAUUCCGGUAGGGGCUUUGUCUUCUUUCCAUCUCUGGGCUAGUAGCAUCCGCAUUGCUGUUGUCACAUACAUGAAAAGUCUUUUCUGUUCCUUUGGAAUGUCGGUACCCACAAUUCCCAAUAAAAGACUUCUGGGUUUGUUUUUACAAAAGUUAUUUUAAACAUUUUUUUCAAUUCAUUAUACCGGUAGUUUAUAAAUUUUACCCAAAAGGUAGACCUCUGUUAUUAUGGACUCAAGUUUUGUCUUUUUUCUGAUUUAACUGUUUGCCAUACAGUCUCUGUUGAAUCUGGAUAUCAGUUGACAGUAUGUAAGCAGUUUCAUAUUUUUUCUCCUUUUAAAUACUUCGGCAUGUUUUUGAUCUCUUCUUGAAGAUGAACCAUAUCUGGGAAAAUAUAUAGUUGUACAUUCUUCUUUUGGCUGUAAUAGUAAUGUUCCAGUGGUGACAUUAACAGUGCUGGUGAGUGCCUUUUUGAGAUUUUGGUGGUGAAACUCAUGAUUUUUGGGUACAGGCUGUGCCCCUGGCCAUGACGUGUGAUUUGACAGUGAGUUUGGGGUGACCAAUGCAAAAACCCUGAGGAUUCAUGAGGAUCCAUGGCUUGGAAUCACUUUUUUUGGCCCAAGGUGUCGUCAUGAAGCUGUGGAUCUGAGUUUUUUGUGGUGCAGGCUGUGCCCCUGGCUAUGAUGUGUGAUUUGAUGGUGAGUUAGGGGUGGCCCAAUGCAAAAAGCAUGAAGAUCCAUGAGGAUCUAUGCUUUGAAACCAUGUUUUUGGGCCAUGGUAUGGCCAGGAAGCCGUGGAUCUGUGAUUUUUGUGGUGCAGGCUGUGCCCCUGGCUAUGAUGUGUGAUUUGACGGUAAUUUAGGGGUGGCCCAAUGCAAAAAGCAUGAGGAUCCAUGGGGAUCCGUGCUUUGAAACCACUUUUUGGGCCAUGGAAUUGCCAGGAAGCCAUGGAUCCAAGGUUUUGGAGGUGCAGGCUGUGCCCCUAGACAUGAUAUUUGAUCUGAUGGUGACAUCGGGCUGAUCUAGUGCAAAAAUCAUGAGGAUCCUUGAGGAUCCGUGUUUUUUAACCAUGUUUUUGCGCCAUUGCGGCACCACGAAACAGUGGAUGCGUGUGUGUUUUUUGUUCUGCCUACAGACUAAGAUGUGGUCUAGAGUAUCAUGGUGGUUUUAUUUUGUUUCAAUUUAAAAAUCAUAUGAAUUAAUGAGGAUCCAUGCCUCGGAUCCAUGUUUUUGUGGCGCUGCAGUGCGGCAAAGUGUUGGAUCCACCUUUUUUAUAGUCCAGUCUGUAGGUGUGCCUUCCAGAUGUGAUCUGACACUGGAUUUGUUGGAGUUAUUAUUUUUUUUUAAAGUGAAGGAUCCAUGAGGAUCCGUGUAACCCAGUCCCUAAAAGUGCAAAGGAUUUCUGAGUUUGUUCCUUCUCCCUUCCUAUAUUUAAGCACAUCGUUAUGUCAUCCGCACAUGCAGAACCUGGGAAUCACCUAGCCCUACUCAGAGGUAGGUUAAGAGCACAAGCUUGUGCAUGCCUACUCGGAAGUAAGUCCCAUUAACGGGGAACUACCUCCCCCAUCCCGGUGAGCGUAGGAUUACAGCCUAAACGGAGGAUUUCCCCCCACCCCAACCGGUCUUUUCAGGCAUGCUAAAAUGGAAGGUUUGGGCACUGAUAGCAAUUGUGGAAGCAUCCGCGGUAGACGGUGCUCGCUCUAGAUCUAUGCAGAGAACCCGGCGCUGCGAUGGGAUCCCGGAUGCGUGGGGGGGACAACGCACGGAAGAUUUCUCAUUGGACGCCGAGAAAGCGGAGAAGGACCCAUUAAAUUGAACUACAGCUCCCAGAUUGCUCUCCGCGGCCACUCAAGGCUUUGUAAAAGUGACACAACCCUCCUGUUAUGCAAAGCAAGGGAAGGCUCAGAACUACGUUUCCCAGAGGGCACCGGCUGUGUACAAAGAUGUCCCUGGCCUUGGACAGGGGAGCUGUUUGCACAGAACAGAACGGCAGAGACUGACAGGUGUGCGGACACCUGGAUGAGGUCUGUUUGGAGAGCCUCCGGAGGUAAGUUUGGACCUGGAGAAAGAGGGGCUGUAAAUAACGGGGGCUCGGUUUGCAUAGUAUCCGGUUCUAAGGGAGGAAAACUGACGGGUCUUUUCGUUUUCAGUUUUUGGUGAAAGCAAAAGCAGGUUGUGGCUCAGGCAGGGUGCGGGCUUUACGCAUUACAGAGCUGUGCUAGAGAAUCUUGUGCAUAUGCAUGGUGGAAUAUAAACUCUGUUUGUUUUCGUACUGGUGAUUACAGACCCUCUAAGUGUCCCUAUUUUCCAGGGACAUCGCUGAUUUACAGAAGCUGUCCCAGUUUCUGAUUUGAUCUCGGAAUGUUCCAUUUUUCCUUAGGAUGUCCCUAUUUUCAUCGGAGAAAUGUUAAAGGGUAUGUGAUUAUAUGUAAACCAAUUUACAUGGGGAUAAGCACCCCUGAACACAGUGAGCUUUCUCAGUAAACACAGAAGUAUAUUGUUAGGUAUAAUCCAACUCAAGAUUGAUUGUGCCCCCCCUUUUUAAAAAAAAUAGUGGAUGAAGUUAAAACAGUGCUGCAAAAAACUAAUGGUAUAUCUUGUCGCACAUGUGGACAAUGAAAAAUGUUAUUCAUUUAGUACUGCUAAGAAAAUACAAUAUGCUGCUUUUGUGAAAUGGAUGUAUCAGAUAAAGAAACUGAAUAAAGAUUUAACAAGUAAAAUGCAAAUGGUUGCAGGUUCAGUUUCCAGAAUCUCCCAGCUAGGGCUGGAAGAGACCCUUGCCUGAAAGAACUGAGAGCUGCUGCCAGUCGGUGUCGACAAUAUUGGGUUUCCAUUAUUCCUAAGUAUCUUUGUUGUACCUGAAUACUAUGCAAGAGAAGCUACUUAAACAAGUGAUAAACAUUGCAGAUCUAGGCGCCACAACUUUUAAAAUUUCCUUCUUCUCUGACACAGAUUCACUGCUGGUUUUCAGACUGUGUUGUAGGAAACCAUAGGAUUUCUCAAAAACUUUUAAGGAUUUUUUCAGUAAGGAAGAUCAGUAAUAAGAGACAAGCUUCCCUGAAAGGCUCCAACAACCUGCAGCCAUAAGAAAAUCUUAAGUGUUGGUGUGUGUGUGUGACUAUUUUGCUCACACAAGUUUAUGGUGAAACCCAAUAGGCCCUGUAAGUACCGUGAGCUCUAAUUUGCAUCCCAGAAUGUAUUUCAGUCUCCUCUACAAUAUUUUUGGGGAACUGGGGCUCCAUAGCAGACAAGUUGAUGCUGUAGAGAUUUCCUAAAUGUUAAGAAAGGCUGAAAACCACUGGUAUAUUCCAGGAUGGGUACAAUUCAAUAGGGUCUCACCAAAAGCUGAACUGUUGGAAUGCCAAGAGUUGAAUGCAUAUAUGCUUGUGUGCAGAAUUGGGAUUUUAAUCCACUUUUUGUGAUGAUGACUCUGAGAUGACGGAUGGGUUGGUAUUCCUGUUUAACAUGGAACUAAAUAUUGGCCUGUGUAUUUCCUCUGUCCAUGGAUUGAAAUGUUUUCAGGAGAGCAUCGGUGCAAGUACAUAUUUACUCAGAAGUCCAGCUGAGUUCAAAUGGGUCUUAUUCGCUGAGGCAGCAGUGCUAUGCAGCCUUGACAGAAAGUGCUGUUGACUUCAACUGCUUAGUACUUGAGUUAAUAUUGGCUUAUAUUUAUUUUCUACAAAGGGGAUGCAAUCAAAUAAUGCAGAGGCUAUAUAUGUGUGUGUGUGUAUUUUCUCCAGACUGGAAACAUUGUAGGAUUGCAAGCCACCUGAUUAUUAAUUUCCCUGUCACCUUUUUACAAAUAUUUACCACAGCUUUCAAAAUAAAAGGGCACUGUAGUUCUCAGGUUUGGCUUGUUGGCACGGGGUGGAGGAAUAAAUAUUUCAACAGGGCGAACCAUAUGCAUGUGUGUUUUAAGACAACCUGCAAAAAAGAGCACAGCAAAAAGCAAACGAGCCACACAUUGCGAUGCUCUUAAUUUUUAUUUUCAUUUGUCAAAACAGGUCUGUGAGAGACUGAGCGGGGGCGUCUCCAUAGCAACGCUGCACCCCCCCCCCCCGCUCUCUGAGGAGCUUCCUGCUUCCGUCUCCUCCUCCUUUACUGCGCCUGCUCUUUACCUCGGGGAAAGGAGUGGGGGGUGAGAAUCCGCGGAAGGGCGCAUGCGCGUCUCCAUCAAACCCAAGCCGGCCGUCUCGCUCCUUGUAAUCCGGAGAGACAGGCGGGGGGCGGGAGGGGUACCCGGUGCGCCGCGCCUGCGCAGUGGCUUCCCGGUCGGCGCUGCCCAAGGAGCUUGUUAUUCAGCUCAGUCAGCCUUUUCUGGCGGCCGGGGCAGCUGCUUGUCAAUUGCCUGGCUCGGGUCAGCCGCCGCCGCCACGGACUCCGAGCGCCCUAGGCCGGCAAGUAUCGAAGACCCCGUAUGUGUGUGUGUGUGUGUGAGUGUGGCUUGCGACACACCUUUACCAUCCUCCGCCUCCCCUUCUAAUUCCCUCUUCUGGGGCUCCCCCCUCCCCUGUCACUCUUUUCCUAGUUGCAAGCCUAGAUUGGGGACCCUCGAUCUGGUUCUUCCAUGCCUGUCUCCUACCCACCCACCUAUCCAGCAAUAUCCUCCUGCCAUUUCCCUUUUGGGCAACCUCACACCUUUUUCCUAUUCAUAAUUUUAAUCAUAAUAAUAUUUAUACCCUGCCCCUCUGGGGUAUAAUUACCUCGUUUUAGAAACUCUCUAAUAAUUGCAUGCAAUUGUGACUCUUCUUUUCGUUUGCUUUAAUAACAUAAUACCCUUUUUAUUUGUGCUCGCCAUCCCGUCUCUUCUCCCUGGUCUGCAAUACAUAACCUCAGAUCUUUCCCCAUAUAUAAACCUUACACUCCUCCUCCAGUUUGUUGCUCUGGCACCUUCUUUCUGUUUGCUCUGACAGGCAUCCUUCUGUCUUUUUCUGCUUUGGAGGACCACAAAACACACACCCUUCAAACCUUUUGUUUCUAUUCCCAUGUACACCCAAACCCUUUAAAUCUUGCAUCUGUCCCUGCAAUUCAGCACCGCUGCACCCAGUUUUCCUUGUCUGCUGUGCUUGAGCUGCCCCUUUUCUCUCUAACUAAUUUAGCUUCGUUGCUGGACUCUUACCCUCUUUUUGCAUCAUCCCCACACUCCAUUCCCAUCUUUUUCUGGGUGUAACUGAGAUCUAUUCUCUGUUGAAGUGUGCAGCUUUAUUUUCUCAUGAAAUGACCUAAAUUGCCAUUUUGAGGUGGAGCGGCUGUUCCUUGGCAGACAGGUGCUAAAGGUGGAAGAUGGGGUGCAUAUCACUGCUGAUUGUUUUACGAUUUUCUGAAACUAGCACUUGUGUAUUUGUAUAUAUUGUAUAAUUUAUAAGCGCCACCCUCCACCACAUGGUUCCAGAGUGGCCUAUUUGCCCUGUGUGAAAUCUGAGCGUCUGACAGCAGCAAUGAGACUGAGUGCGAUCCUAACCAUAUAUACUUAGAAGUAAGUCCUGUUGAAAUCAGUGGGACUUACUCCCAGGUAAGGGUGGCUAGGAUGUUAGCCUGAACCAGGAAGUCCCUAGUUCAAGUAUUGCCACAGACACAAAUUUGCUACAUGGGCUUGGUUCUCUCAGCCCAUCAUGGUUAAUAUGGGAAAAAUAAUACUAAUCUACAAGACAGGGCUAAUGUAAGGAUUACUAAGAAACUUUCUUCAGGGUUUUUUUUGAAAGUGUGAUAAUAAUGCUCACUAUUAUCAUUAAAUUGAAGUGUAGCUUUAAUAUUGUAGGUAGUGUUGUGUACAUUAUUUUAACUGGAGCACUCAGCAACUUGCUAGGAACAGCACAAAUUCUUUUUUGGCAAGAGGAUGAAUGGAUAGUGAGAUCAACACAGUAAUUUUGUUCUCAAGUAGGAUGAUUCAGUGAGCUGUGCUUGCAUACUGUAGUCCCUAGGGUGGUGUUAGGCAGUAUUUCAUAUACCAGAGAUGGACAAACACUUGUUUCAGACCGAAUAGCUUUUGUUAGGAAGAGUUAAUGCCCAUUAGUGAGGACCUGUGAGACCCUAUAAUACAUAAUUAUGCUUUGCAUCUAACUAUCAAAGCUCCUUGCAGUGGUGAGAAAGUAGUGCCAUCCAUGUUUAAAAUAUGAACAAGCUGGGGCUUAAUUUGGAAGGGAUUUUAGUUGCCAUUCAAUAUGUGCGUGUUCAGAACUAUGCUCACUAAACUUCAUGGAAUUGCUGUAUAUGUAUGGGACGCUAAGGCCAAAUUUAUACUGCUCAUUUUAAACCAGUUUGAAAUGGGUGUAAUGAACCCAGAUUCUCCAGUGGGGUUGUGGGAACAGUAGUUUUAUGAGAAUGAAAAACUUAUUUGCUAACAGAUUCUUUGUACCUUCACAGAACUAUGCUUCCCAUGGGCUCUGGAUGGGAGCCUUCAGCUAACUGUGUGUAAAACUGAUUUCAGUCUGUAGUAGUGCAGACAUACCCUAAAGAAAAACUUUCUAAUGACACAGAGGUUCUAUAUCUAAUUGUUCACUUUGGAGUGACUGCGCCAUUAGUGUGGUCUAACUAGUCUAAACCUGUGCUGAGCAAAUGAAACACAAAAGAAAGCACACACACACAUUCUGCUCUGAACAGGAACGUGUGCUUUCUUGACACUCCUUCUAAUUACCUUUUGCUGAACGCUGGAGGCAAAAUGUGUAUAUGAAGGCAUAUAUUAAUACGGAACUUGAGAAUCCAGUGCAAGACUAGGAACAAUAUGAUUUUGUUCAAGAUGAGGCACAAAUAGUUUCUUUAUAAAUGCCAGUUUGCUUUUCUAUUUUCUUUAUCUACAAAAAUUGCUAAGUAGAAUGAUUUCACUGAUAGAGAUCACGUUAGUUGUGAUUUUAAAAAUGGUAUAACUUGCUAGAAUGGUGGCUCUUAUUUACUUGAACUACAGUGGAACUACAACAUUUCACACAGAGCUGAUCUGACUCUUUAGGUAAUUCUUGAAUUGACGGUAUUUCCAGUGAUUUCAGAAGCCUGGUAGCUUUUCAUUAUGCCAAACCACACAAACUAUAGCUUGAAAACAAUGUUUUCUGAUGCUAGCUUUCCAGCCAACCCCAAAAGAUGGUUUGUCAAUUCAGACACCACACUAAAAUACAUUUGACAAAGCAUUGUUAACUGUGUUUGGAUGCCUGAAUUCAGCCUUAGUCUAAAUAUUAAAAAAUGCAUUUACUCACAGUUAGCCUAGAUUACAUUUCCAACGGUGCUCCUCUGUCCGCUCCCCCCCCCCCUUGAUUCACUGUCUGCUGUCUAAAUGUAGAUUGUAGAUUACUUGGGGCAGAGAGCUUUCUUUUUUUCUUUACACCAUUUUGUCAAGUGAGAUGUACAGUGAGCAUACUGUGUGAAGAAGCAGCACAAGGAGCUUACAACACUGACAACUUAGAACCUUACAUUUUAUUCAAAUUCCAUGCGCACUAGAAUAAAUUGCUUAGCCAUUUUGAAUAUGGAAGACUUUUAUUUCCUUUUAAGUGUUCGCUAAUUACAGACAUCCGUUUAUCAUUUGUUGGCUUCAGGUUUAUUUUCCUCGAAGAGCCUUCUCCGUUGUGUAAUGGGAUCGCUAUACGCUUUGCCACCUUCUGCACUCACAAUAAAUAUUCUUCGUGGUUAGGUUUGGUCACUAUUUUAGUCUUAAAAGUGCAAGGACAUCUAUGAAGCAUUGCUUUGUUUUAUAUUAUGUGUGUAAUUUCAUAGCUGAGAAAGCGGAGAUUCAGAAUAAGUAUGUGAAAUACACGUUUUAGGGUGUGUCUGUUUUGUGACUCUUUACUUCCCUGCCUCCUCGGAACAUAUUUAUUAUUUUUUGGGUGACGGGAAAGAGUGAUGUAGAGAUAAAGGGAGAUUUGGAGAGUUAGGUUAAAGGACACAAAUGGUUUGGACUGGUUUAGCAUGUGGAGGAGGGAACUGCAUGUAGGCAUUAGUUCCCCACCUAUGAUGGAAACCACCUCCUGAAAUUCUGCCAACAUGCUUCACAUCACAUCACCCCACACCCAAACCACAACAGCUGAAUGCUUGGGCAGUGUGUGAAUGCCCAAUUAUUUGUGGUUGUUGCGGCAGCUGGAAUGUUUUGCAGAAUCUUUGACAUUAUUACUUGAGUGUAGGUUGCAAGCAGCAAAGUUAGAAAUUAUCUCAGAACUUCAUACAAACCAGAGAUCUCAUUAUUACUGAUAUAGUCUUGGGAGUUGGAACACUUUUAAACAUCCGUUAUGCACUGCAGCUGAGACUGAUUCAAAUGAAUGCAACUGUUUUAUUUAUAAUCCAUCACAAAUGCGUUUUGUUUCUUCAGUAAUGGCAAUCUCUGCUUUUCUCUCUCCUAUAAGGCUCGACCAGUUUCCCACCUCUUCACAAUGAGACAGUUCUGGCUUCACUUCUUCCCUUCACCCUGUAG